AGACUUGAUGAACCAUCAGACGCUCUAAAGAUCUUGUUUAAGGCUGUCAAAGGCAUUGGAGAUCUUGUUCUGACGCAAUUCAUUCAAUAUGGAAUCCUCCUUUAUACUUUUCCUGUUCAUAUUAAGCCCUACUCUAGGAGGACGGAUAGGAGGGGGCAGGAGCGCUUACAUGAGCUUUCAAGACGUAGUUUGUCCAGCCGAAGAGGACAUCACUCCGUGUGUUUGCUAUGAGGUGAACCCUGAGACCCUGGACAUAGACUGUUCUGCUGUGUUGGAUGAGGAUGAACUAGCAGCUGUGUUUCAAGCAAACUUCCCGUCCACAAGCUUCCGCAGACUUGUCAUCAACUCUAACCCAAACCUGAAAUUGCUACGGAAUGGUGAUCUGGGGGAGGCAUCCUUUCAGGAAAUCUGGAUCACUCAAGGAGUACUGGAGGCGAUUGAAGAAGGUGCAUUAUCCGGCAGCUCCUCCACUCUCCUUCACUUGGUCUUCAACUACAAUAACAUCUCAACGUUUCCUUUCGCUGAUUUGGAGUCCUUUACAGAGCUUAUCUCUCUGGAUCUGAGGAGCAACAACAUUGAAGGCUUUCCCACACUAUCCUCAGCCACGCUGAAGACGCUGUACCUCUCUAAGAACCCUCUGGGCAUAUUGCCCGACGACGCCUUCUUCGGAACUCCUGCUCUGGAGGAUAUCCACCUUUCUUCCACAAAGAUUUCCGUGGUGAACUCAGGCACCUUCGCUGAGCUCGAACACUUGACGGUGCUGGGUCUUGGAAACAACCUUAUCACCUACCUGGAGGAAGAGGCAAUCCAGUGCAGUCCUUCAGUUGGCUUGAUCGACUUAGGCUACAACGCACUGAGGAGCGUCCAGGCCAAUGCAUUUCCAGGUUUGGUCAACGGGUGGAUCUACAUACAUCACAACGCAUUAAGAGUACUGGAAGAAAAUAUCUGGAAACCCAUUUUGCUCCAAGGAGGUUACAUCGACCCCUACGGAAACCCUCUCCAGUGUGGAUGUGACAUAGCCUGGGCUGUGCGUAAUUCUAGUUUGAUCAACGGUUUCGACAUCUAUUCCACUUGUUCCGACGGUCGGAGGCUGACAGAACUCGACCCCGUCGACUACGAGAACUGCUAAACUUCACUGCAACUGUUGAACACCACGAGCAACACUGAUGAUGACCAAAACUAAGCACUGCAACUACCACUAAUAAACAUUUAAGCACUACUAUUA
Messenger RNA from Cherax quadricarinatus, 1225 nucleotides. Its product is annotated as oplophorus-luciferin 2-monooxygenase non-catalytic subunit. Gene Ontology annotation, cellular component: plasma membrane. Gene Ontology annotation, molecular function: protein binding. The record is from RefSeq and is a predicted model, not a curated record. NCBI's taxonomy places the organism in Eukaryota, Metazoa, Arthropoda, Malacostraca, Decapoda, Parastacidae.